AUGGCCUACCACGGUGAACACUCCCCUCAUCCUUACGACGAAGGCGGCCCUCGUCUCCAAGAUAUUCCUGCUUCUCAGUACCCCGACGACGAGGAUGCGUCGCGCGGACUGCUCUCUCACCAAGGUCCAUUCGCGACCCCUUUCGAUGACCCUCAUUCCCGCGGCCAAUCCCCCGUUCGCCCCGGUACCGCCGGCACGGCCUACCAUGACCCCUAUUCUGUACAAUCGGAGAACCCAGCAGCCGCCUUUGGUGUUCCUGGACGAGUUGCCUCUCCCUACGCCCGCAGCGAGACCUCUUCGACCGAGGCCUGGCGCCAGCGACAAGCUCCUGCUGGUGGUGCUGGAGGUGGCGGUCUCCGCCGAUAUGCCACCCGUAAGGUGAAGCUGGUUCAAGGCUCUGUCCUGAGUAUCGACUACCCAGUGCCCAGUGCCAUUCAAAACGCCAUCCAAGCCAAGUACCGCAACGAUGUCGAGGGCGGCAGCGAAGAGUUCACCCAUAUGCGAUACACUGCGGCCACCUGUGAUCCGAACGAGUUCACUCUGCACAAUGGUUACAACCUUCGUCCCGCGAUGUACAACCGACACACCGAGUUGUUGAUUGCCAUUACCUAUUACAACGAAGAUAAGAAUUUGACUGCCCGUACUCUGCAUGGUGUGAUGCAAAACAUUCGUGAUAUCGUGAACCUCAAAAAGUCUGAGUUCUGGAACAAGGGUGGACCUGCUUGGCAGAAAAUCGUUGUUUGUCUCGUGUUCGACGGUAUUGACCCUUGUGACAAGGACACUUUGGAUGUCCUCGCUACAGUCGGUAUCUAUCAGGAUGGUAUCAUGAAGCGUGAUGUCGAUGGAAAAGAGACUGUGGCCCACAUUUUCGAAUAUACGACUCAAUUAUCGGUCACUCCUUCACAACAGCUCAUUCGCCCUACCGACGAUGGCCCAAGUACCCUCCCUCCCGUGCAGAUGAUGUUCUGCUUGAAGCAAAAGAACAGCAAGAAGAUUAAUUCCCACCGUUGGCUUUUCAAUGCCUUCGGUCGUAUCCUGAACCCCGAGGUCUGCAUUCUUCUCGAUGCCGGUACCAAGCCUGGUCCUAAGUCUCUUCUCUAUCUGUGGGAGGCAUUCUACAAUGACAAGGAUCUUGGUGGUGCCUGUGGUGAGAUCCACGCUAUGUUGGGUAAGGGAUGGCGCAAUCUCAUCAACCCGCUCGUCGCGGGCCAGAACUUCGAGUAUAAGAUCAGUAACAUCCUGGAUAAGCCCCUUGAGAGUUCAUUCGGUUAUGUCUCUGUGUUGCCCGGUGCUUUCUCUGCUUACCGGUUCCGUGCUAUUAUGGGACGACCCCUAGAGCAGUACUUCCACGGUGACCACACUCUAUCCAAGCAAUUGGGUAAGAAGGGUAUCGAGGGUAUGAACAUCUUCAAGAAGAACAUGUUCUUGGCCGAGGAUCGUAUUCUCUGUUUCGAGCUUGUCGCCAAGGCAGGCUCGAAGUGGCAUUUGUCGUACGUGAAGGCCUCCAAGGCCGAAACUGACGUGCCUGAAGGUGCGGCCGAAUUUAUUUCGCAGCGUCGUCGUUGGUUGAACGGUUCGUUUGCAGCCGGUAUCUACUCCCUGAUGCACUUCGGCCGUAUGUACAAGAGUGGACACAACAUUGUCCGCAUGUUCUUCCUCCACAUCCAGAUGCUGUACAACAUCUUCAACACCAUCCUUACUUGGUUCUCUCUCGCCUCUUACUGGUUGACCACCACUGUCAUCAUUGACCUGGUGGGCACUCCCAGCAAAUCAAACGGCGAUAGUGGUUUUCCCUUCGGAACGACAGCCACUCCUAUCGUCAACACGUUCCUGAAAUACAUCUACCUGGGUUUCCUGGGUCUUCAAUUCAUCCUUGCCCUUGGUAACCGUCCCAAGGGAUCUAAGUUUUCCUACCUGGCCUCCUUCAUAUGGUUUGCUCUGGUCCAGGUCUACAUUGUUGUUGACUCCAUUUAUCUGAUCAUCCGUGCUUUCUCGAACCAUAACACCAUGGACUUCGAUACCACGCACGGAGUGGGUGGUUUCCUCAAGUCCUUCUUUGGAUCUGCCGGAGCUGGUAUUAUCAUCAUCGCUCUGGCUGCUACUUUCGGUCUCUACUUUCUGGCUUCCUUCAUGUAUGCCGACCCAUGGCACAUGUUCACCUCCUUCCCCCAGUACUUCCUUCUCCAGUCCUCUUACAUCAACAUCCUCAAUGUCUACGCCUUCAGCAAUUGGCACGAUGUUUCUUGGGGUACCAAGGGAUCUGACAAGGCCGAUGCGCUGCCCUCUGCCAAAACAGAGAAGGGGGAUGACAGUAAGGAUGUCCACAUCGAGGAAAUUGACAAGCCUCAGGCCGAUAUUGAUAGCCAGUUUGAGGCGACUGUCAAGCGUGCCUUGACGCCCUAUGUCGCGCCUGUUGAGCAUGAGGAGAAGUCUUUGGAGGACUCUUAUAAGAGUUUCCGUACUCGGCUGGUCACUUUCUGGGUUUUCAGUAACGCUCUGUUAGCGGUCUGCAUCACCAGCAAGGGUAUUGACCAGUUUGCUUUCACCAACACUUCUACUGAACGUACUACCCGCUUCUUCCAAGCCCUCCUGUGGUCCAACGCCGUGAUGGCUCUUUUCCGCUUCAUUGGCUGCUGUUGGUUCUUGGGUCGCACUGGUAUCAAGUGCUGCUUCGCCCGUCGGUAG
This is a messenger RNA of Penicillium chermesinum, 2685 nucleotides long. RefSeq names its product chitin synthase class III (gene chsG). Gene Ontology annotation, molecular function: chitin synthase activity. Gene Ontology annotation, cellular component: cell periphery; cell septum. The record is from RefSeq and is a predicted model, not a curated record. The coding region runs from base 1 to 2685 and encodes 894 amino acids. NCBI's taxonomy places the organism in Eukaryota, Fungi, Ascomycota, Eurotiomycetes, Eurotiales, Aspergillaceae. The transcript has 4 exons.